GAUCCAGGUAUAUGAGGGUGAGCGUGCUAUGACCAAGGACAACAACAUUCUGGGCAAGUUUGAGCUAACUGGUAUCCCUCCUGCACCCCGUGGAGUUCCUCAGAUUGAGGUGACAUUCGAUGUCGAUGCCAAUGGUAUCCUUAAUGUAUCUGCAACUGAUAAGAGCACUGGCAAAGAAAACAAGAUCACAAUCACCAAUGAUAAGGGUCGUCUGACAAAGGAGGACAUUGAACGUAUGGUGAAUGAUGCAGAGAAGUACAAAAAGGAAGAUGAAGACCAACGAGACAGAAUUACUGCAAAGAAUUCUCUGGAAAGCUAUGCUUUCAACAUGAAGUCUACCGUGGAAGAUGAAAAGUUGAAGGACAAGAUCAGUGAGGAAGACAAGAAAACAAUCAUUGAUAAAUGUAAUGAAGUCAUCAGCUGGCUCGAUGCCAAUCAGCUAGCAGAGAAGGAGGAGUUCGAACACAAGCAGAAGGAAGUAGAAGGCGUAUGUUCUCCAAUCAUUACCAAAUUGUAUCAGGCUGCAGGAGGUGCCCCCGGUGGAAUGCCAGAUGGCAUGCCUGGUGGUAUGCCAGGAGGUAUGCCCGGAGGAGGUAUGCCAGGGGGUGGGGCAGCCCCAGGAGCUGGCAGUGG
Owenia fusiformis is the source of this 633-nucleotide messenger RNA. NCBI's taxonomy places the organism in Eukaryota, Metazoa, Annelida, Polychaeta, Sabellida, Oweniidae. The record is from the annotation of a GenBank genome assembly.